CAUCGCUCGAACGUCAAACAGAACGAUAGAAUUGAGACUGCCACAUAGAGCAGUCGACCAAAUUGUAAUCACCGCCAUGUCAUCGGAAAACUUACUCCCUCUCGAACUCAUCGACAAGUGCGUCGGUUCGCAGAUAUGGGUUAUCAUGAAUGGCGGGAAGGAGUUCACCGGCAAGCUAGUUGGCUUUGACGACUACGUCAACAUGGUUCUGGAAGACGUCACUGAGAUUGAUCCCGCCGAGGGCAACAACAAAUUACCGAAGAUCCUGCUCAACGGCAACAACAUUUGCAUGAUGGUUCCCGGAGGUGAUGGUCAGACAGUCCUUGAAGAUUAGAUUAUCAACGCCCAAAAAGCUGUUGGUGCAAGACGUCUGGGUUCGGCACCAGUGCCACAUACCGUUCUGUAUGGGUGGUCUCAAAGGCAGUGCUACGCUGUUCAGAGAUGGACGGAUCAGCACAGCGCAGAUAGCAUGCACAUCAGUCUGGAAGUGGACAAGCAAGCUAUGUCACAGGAUCCAAGCCUCUAGUUAUGAUGAUCCAUUGAAGCAACUGGGGCCGCGAAAGGUACCGAAAGGUGUACCGUGAAACAUGACUCCACACGUGACUCGGCCUUAUGUGCCGUACUAAUAAGAGAACCUUACAACACACCAGGUGACCAUCGGACAGAUGUGAGAGAUUGGUGAUUGCUGUCCAGACUCAUGAAGUCAUGUAUUAUCGAGACGGCAGCUAAGUUUGCGUACGUCAAGAAUCUGGCUGGUUCGAUAAAUUUCACG
Messenger RNA from Didymella exigua CBS 183.55, 772 nucleotides. Its product is annotated as LSM-domain-containing protein. Lineage: Eukaryota; Fungi; Ascomycota; Dothideomycetes; Pleosporales; Didymellaceae. The record is from RefSeq and is a predicted model, not a curated record. Gene Ontology annotation, cellular component: U4/U6 x U5 tri-snRNP complex; Lsm1-7-Pat1 complex; U6 snRNP. Gene Ontology annotation, biological process: mRNA splicing, via spliceosome. The coding region runs from base 77 to 334 and encodes 85 amino acids. Gene Ontology annotation, molecular function: RNA binding. The transcript is spliced from 6 exons.